CCCAGCGUUCACAUCUCAGCCACUUCCCUGCGGGCUCCACAACCUGCCGAGCCCCAGGAGCACAGGCUGAGCCUCGCCUCGCUCCGCUGCGCCCCUGGGCUGAAGCGCCGACGGGAGGCAGCGCUCCCAGGGAACCGUGUAGCAGACACAGGGAAGCCGGACGCCGUCGGGCAGAGAUCCUCGCGCUCCCGGACUCCGCAGCUGCCGGCAGCCCUGCGCCAGGCGCCCCAGACAAAGGGCCUGUCUAGCCCGGGAGCGGUCUCCCGCCUCGGCCCGGCAUGUCGGCCGUGCGCAGACACCUCUGGGACGAGUACCAGGCGGUGGGCUCAGCCCGGGGCAGCGCCCGCAGGAAGCGGCAGCGCUUCGUGGACAAGAACGGGCGCUGCAACGUGCAGCACGGGAACCUGGGUGGCGAAAGCAGCCGCUACCUCUCCGACCUCUUCACCACGCUGGUGGACCUCAAGUGGCGCUGGAACCUGCUCAUCUUCCUGCUGACCUACACGGUGGCCUGGCUGGUCAUGGCCUCCAUGUGGUGGGGCAUCGCCUACCUGCGGGGCGACCUGCACCGCGCGCACGAGCAGAGCUACCAGCCCUGCGUGGCCAACGUGUACAACUUCCCCUCCGCCUUCCUCUUCUUCAUCGAGACCGAGGCCACCAUCGGCUACGGGCACCGCUACAUCACCGAGCGCUGCCCCGAGGGCAUCGUGCUCUUCCUCUUCCAGUCCCUGCUCGGCUCCAUCGUGGACGCCUUCCUCAUCGGCUGCAUGUUCAUCAAGAUGUCCCAGCCCAAGAAGCGAGCCGAGACCCUCGUGUUCAGCCGGGCCGCCGUCAUUUCCCAGCGGGACGGCAGGCUGUGCCUCAUGUUCCGGGUGGGGAACCUGCGCAACAGCCACAUGGUCUCCGCUCAGAUCCGCUGCAAGCUCAUCAAGUCCCGACAGACACCUGAAGGGGAAUUCCUGCCAUUAGAUCAAUGUGAGUUGGAUGUUGGAUUUGGAACUGGAGCUGACCAGCUGUUUUUAGUUUCUCCUUUAACCAUCUGUCAUGAAAUCAACCCCAAAAGCCCCUUUUUUUGUCUCUCUCAAAGAUCGCUAAGAAGUGAGCAGUUUGAGAUCGUUGUCAUCCUUGAAGGAAUUGUUGAAACUACUGGAAUGACGUGUCAGGCUAGGACCUCCUACACAGAAGAUGAAGUUCUUUGGGGCCACAGAUUCCUCCCAGUAAUGUCCCUAGAGGAUGGCUUUUUUCGUGUGGAUUACUCUCAGUUUCAUGCCACCUUUGAAGUCCCCACACCUCCUUAUAGUGUAAAAGAACAGGAGGAAAGCCUGUCUCUUCCAUCUCCUUUCAAUACUCCUAUUGGUAACAACCGAAACAGAAGGAAACACAUCUGCUCACUUGACUGUAUUGAUAUUUUAGAAGAGAAAACAAACAAGUUUCCUAGUAAACUGCAAAAACUUAGCUCCAGAAAGGAAGGCCUUCAGAGAAGAGUCCUGAGAAUGAGUUCCAGCAAUGUAGAGAAAGCUUGCAGUACUGGAGAUCUCUUAAAAAUUCAGCAGAUAAGUUCUGUUCCCAGCAAUGAAGAUGGUGAUGAAAGGAUACAACUGAAGGCCUUCAGAAUCAAAUCUGAGUCUUUGACUCAGUCUACUGGAGAUCUUGAGUUACAGAAAAAGCCUCAAGGUAUGCUCACCUUAGGGACAAGACUAGAGGAUAAUUUGCCUGCCAAACUUCGAAAAAUGAAUUCUGAUCGCCUCUCCUAAAUAACAGAAUUGCAUUUUAGACUUCUGUCCUUCAGGAUUAUUUUGGAAUACUACUGUGAUAAUAUGGUUUUGCCAAGGGAUUCUUCAUAAAUAACAAUUUUCAAAAUUAAUUAGCAUUUUUCUAUAAUAUUCAAUACAAAUUAUGAUUUAUGUAGCAUGGUAACUGUACAAGGUGCUAUACUGUAAGUUCAUUGUGCCAAAUAAACAAGUCUCUGCUUUAAA
Molecule: messenger RNA, 1973 nt
Organism: Mauremys reevesii (Reeves's turtle)
Lineage: Eukaryota; Metazoa; Chordata; Testudines; Geoemydidae
Product: G protein-activated inward rectifier potassium channel 1-like
Exons: 3
Coding region: 279-1751 (490 amino acids)
Biological process (GO): regulation of monoatomic ion transmembrane transport; potassium ion import across plasma membrane
Cellular component (GO): plasma membrane
Molecular function (GO): G-protein activated inward rectifier potassium channel activity
Source: RefSeq, a predicted model, not a curated record